AUGUCCACUCCGGCCUUCUACUCCGGAUCCGGUAUCAUAGUCGGCGAAGUCAUUCCCGCCGUUAAGAAUGAGAUCUCUAGUCCGCCGUCGUCAUCAAGUGCUCUUGUUAUCAAUCGUCGUCCUUGCCACGGCUGUUCGUCAUCAUCGUUGGUCGAAGAUUUCGUUGCGGCGUCGCCUUGCAUCGAGGCACCUUCGCGUCAUGUCCAGCAACGAUGGCCUUGUCAUCAAUCGCGCGGACUUGGCCGUCUCCAGAUCGCUAGUCAAAGUCCAUUAUUGCUUGGGUCAGCGGGGAUCUCUUCAUCAAGGGUUGGUGAGUUCAUGAGUAAAUACACUACUGGGAAAGUUCCAAAAGCAUUCAGAAAGAUCACUACCAUGCACAACUGGGAAGAUGUCUUACACCUGACUGAGCCUGAGAAAUGGUCACCAAAUGGGAUGUAUCAAGCGACAAGGAUCAUGGCUUCAAACUUGGAUGCGAAGAAGGCCGAGCGGGCUGUGAGGUGCUUUUCGAGACUAAUAUUUGUUCCCCACUCUGCAUCAUGUUUGCAGUCAGGCACAUGCAAUCUUAGAGAAGCAGUCAUUGUUGGAAGUGUUAUUCAAGAGGUCACCAUUCCUGCGCUUCAUUCCGGGUAUCCCAUCCAUUUUCCUGAGACAAUUUCAUCUGUCACAAGCCUUGAAGAAUAA
This is a messenger RNA of Linum tenue, 681 nucleotides long. The record is from the annotation of a GenBank genome assembly. NCBI's taxonomy places the organism in Eukaryota, Viridiplantae, Streptophyta, Magnoliopsida, Malpighiales, Linaceae.